Molecule: messenger RNA, 522 nt
Organism: Diorhabda carinulata
Lineage: Eukaryota; Metazoa; Arthropoda; Insecta; Coleoptera; Chrysomelidae
Exons: 1
Coding region: 1-522 (173 amino acids)
Source: RefSeq, a predicted model, not a curated record
AUGAUUGAUGUGGAUGCCUAUGGAAAAGAUAGCGAUGCCGGAGCAUUUUCAAAUUCACCGAUUUAUCAAAACAUCGAAAGCGGCAUUUUACCUUUACCAAAAAGUCAAGAGUUACCCAACUCUGAGCAGGUUAGUCCUUUUGUAUUCAUAGGAGAUGAAGCGUUCCCACUAAGAACCUAUCUAUUAAGAUCAUUUCCUAGAAGGCGACUACAAAAUAAUGAACCUGCCUCUUAUUACAAUUACCGUUUAUCAUGUGCCAGAAUGACUGUGGAAUGCACUUUUGGCAUAUGUUCUGCUAAAUUUAGAAUUUUAUUAAAAUCUAUAGAGACCAAGGUAGAAAAUGCGGUUCAUAUUUCAAAAGCAAUUUGCAUUUUGCACAAUAUUAUAGUAGACAUGGAGAAAGACUCAAUUUUGAACGACUUGCAAAAUUAUACGGGCGCUAACCUUAGUAAUAAUAUUAACAAAUCUAUUAACGCAUUUCUAGAGCCAACAACCGUCCAUCGAGAGAAGCCGAAAAGUUGA